Molecule: messenger RNA, 738 nt
Organism: Lonchura striata (white-rumped munia)
Lineage: Eukaryota; Metazoa; Chordata; Aves; Passeriformes; Estrildidae
Source: RefSeq, a predicted model, not a curated record
UUGGGGUCCCUUUUAGCUCUGACUCUUCCCCCCAGCCCAGGCGGAUCCGGCGGCCGAUGAGAGCGGCCUGGGCUGCGCUGUCGCUGCUGCUGCUGCCGGCGCUGGGCCGGCGAGUGACGCCCGCGGCCACCGCGACCACCGCGACCACCGGCAUGGCCACCACAACCACCGGCACAGCCACUGCGACCACCGGCACGGCCACCACAACCACCGCAACCACCGGCACAGCCACCGCGACCACCGGCAUGGCCACCGCAACCACCGCGACCACCGGCAUGGCCACCGCGACCACCGCGACCACCGGCACGGCCAGCGCCGGGGACAGCGCCGGGGACGGAUCCGGGGACAGCGCCGAGAUCUCGGCCGCCUUCGUCACCUGCCCCAACGUCAGCGUGGCCACUGAGCUGGCCAGGGCUCUGGUCCAGCAGCGUUUGGCCGCCUGUGUCAACAUCAUACCCGGGGUGACCUCGUUUUUGGGAUUUUUGGGUCCCGGGGCCGUUUUUGGGGCAGUUUUUGGGGUUUUUGGGGUCCCGAGCUGGGCUCUGCUCCCCAGGAGCCGCCACCCGUACGAGGUGCCCGAGGUGUUGGCGCUGCCGGUGGCGCAGGGGAACCCGCCGUACCUGCGCUGGGUGCGCCACAGCGUGCCGCCCUGAGCGCCCGCCCAGCCAAACCCCCGAACCCCAAAAUACCCCCGGAAGUACCCCCCAAAUCCACCCCGAAAUCCCCUAAAAUCCUCCA